UCCAUAUACACAGAUAUCGGCCGGAACCUAUGACGAACACCACCAGUUGUAUUCUUAACGACACACCGAAUACGCGUAGUCGUUGAAUAUUCAUAAAAUGAGCUGCGGUACUCAAACGCUGAAAAUCUCCUCCUUUAUUUUGGACUUUCUGUGCUGUGUCUUUGGUGCACUUUCCAUAGCUGCAUGCUCCUAUGCGCUGAUUGUCUUUCCUCACUCCUCGGCCAUACGUAUACCCUGCAUUUUGGGCAUUGUGCUGGGCAUUCUGCUCUUUGGGAGCACCAUCGUUGGCUGUGUGGCGGCCCUUCGCGAGAGCAUACGUCUCAGUUGGAUUUAUGCUGCUAUUUUAUUGGCAUUGGUAUUCGCUCAAAUUACCGUUAUAUUCGCACAACCCAUCAACUUUGAGCUGCUCGCAAAUGAGACAAUAUACAACGCCUGGCAGCAGCAGCUCUAUAAUAAUGGCACCAUGUCCUACUACGAGAUUAAGUACCAAUGCUGCGGCAAAUCGGGACCCUUAGACUAUGCCGCCAGCGGUCUACGAAUACCGCCAAGCUGCUAUUUAAACCAGAACACGUCGAUUUCAAUGGAUCUAUUUACAAUUGGUUGCGACAAGCGACUGGCUGCUGCCUUUGUCACUGGCACGAGAUAUGAGCGCAUCAGUGAUUGGUCUGUUGUGGGCCUGGAGACACUUACUGUGAUGGUUACCGGACUGUUUGCCAUAACACUACAAAAUGCAGAGCGUAGACGUCCUUACCGUUAGUUCAAAUAAAUAAGUUAAAUUUUAAACAGUAUUGGAAGCUCUACAAAUAUAACCUACAUAUCUGGAUAUAAUUGUA
Molecule: messenger RNA, 833 nt
Organism: Drosophila grimshawi
Lineage: Eukaryota; Metazoa; Arthropoda; Insecta; Diptera; Drosophilidae
Product: protein late bloomer
Exons: 6
Coding region: 98-757 (219 amino acids)
Cellular component (GO): membrane
Source: RefSeq, a predicted model, not a curated record